Molecule: messenger RNA, 10625 nt
Organism: Eriocheir sinensis (Chinese mitten crab)
Lineage: Eukaryota; Metazoa; Arthropoda; Malacostraca; Decapoda; Varunidae
Product: titin homolog
Exons: 15
Coding region: 222-10094 (3290 amino acids)
Biological process (GO): microtubule anchoring
Cellular component (GO): centrosome
Molecular function (GO): microtubule binding
Source: RefSeq, a predicted model, not a curated record
CAGGAAGAGGAGGAGGAGGAGGGGAAUGUUUGUCUCAGUAUUUCAAAGCUUUCUCGGCAGCGGGUACGUUCAGCAGGUCGGGGCCUCGUAUUUUCGGUUUUAAUACGCCAGCACACACAUGGAAGCAUCGUCCAGCUGUACACGACGUGAAUAACCGUUCCGUGAGAUGAGUUCAGAAGCGAUGAGACAUGUUGGCAUGACCACCUGACCUUUGGCAAACCAUGAGUUCCCACGGCCGCAUCCCCUUCAGCACCCACUCCAUAGGCCAGGGUGACCUUGACUUCCAGCCUGUGCGAGAGGCAAGGGUGCGGGUGCUGAAUGACAUCCCAAAGGAGCCUGUCGUGCCACCUCCUCCUCCACAAGUAAAGUUUAAUUUUGUUGAUGUAACAUUUCCCAAGGCAACCCAGAAGAACCCCACGGAGUCACCAGGAAUCCAUCAUGGAAGUCCUAGCAAGAAGAAAAGGAGCAGUGCUGGGAAAGAGAGGAAUGCCAGGGACCAAAUUAGAUACGAUAAAGAGAACUCUAACACUGGCCGAGCCCAGAGGAACAUGGAGAGGGACCGUCGCGAGUACCUGAGUCGCCUGCUGAGGAGAGGCAUGCCGGUGUGGGAAGAGGUGCCAGUGGAAGAGAGGGCUAGCAGGGUCAUUGGUGGCACAAAUCCAUUCAGACAUCAUCCAUAUUCUAGCACUCCACUAACAUCAAACAUUACACAGAGAAACUUAAAUAAGCAAGAAUCAGGUAAAGAAAUCCAUGCAGUGUGGGAGGAUGUGAAGGAUGGCUACAAGAACUCUUAUCCACUGGAGCAUAAUGAUGACCUAAUUGAUACCCCGAGAGAAAGUUUAAUCGAGGGCAGAGAAAUAGAUCUCAAGAGUAGGGCUGAAAAACUCAACCAUACCCUCCAAAAAAGCAGCCAAGUUGGCCCCAAUACUGCAUAUGGCACUCCAUACUAUUACCAGUCUGAGAGCCCUUCCAGUCACGAACUCCUCCACUCAGAAAGACACACCAUUCCUCCAGAGGCCUAUGGGAGAACUCAUGAGCCUCCAGCCGCAUUGUCCAGUGAGCUACAUUAUGAAACAGAGGUCUCUCAGGGCCAUCCUACCCAAGAACUUAUUGAUGGUCAUGUUGAAGACAGCUCUCAGAUCCAAGAACCACUGCAAAAUCCCUCAGAGCAUCUUUUGUCACAAGAAAGUGUCCCUCAUGAACAAGAGGUGCUCUCCUCCAGGGAAGAUGGGAGACAAGAGGAUGUCAUGGAUCAAGGGAGAAUCUCAAGGCCUGUUCUGAAGAAGAUCCAAAGUGGCCGAAUAGAUAAUGAUGGAACUUCAAGUAUCAGUUGGUGGCCAGGAGAUAAGCUGUACAAGGAGAGAGACAAAAAUGAAGAAGAAGAAAAGCAUGAGAAGGAGUCAACCAAGGAAAAGAAAGGCAAAAGAGAUCUAUCUGCUCCUCCCAGUGUCACCCAGAAGAGGAGGCAGGUGAUGGCUGACCAGGAAGAGACUGAGAAGGUGGUGAAGUCUCCUGUGCGUGUACGGCACUAUGAACCAGACGAGGUGAGGAAGUACAUACGAGACAAGCAAAGUGAGCGUACCAAGGCAAUCAAGGAGCAGCAGAGGAAACAGGAACAAGAGAAGAUUCAGAGGAGUGAAAGAAUGAGGGAGCUGGCCAUCAAGACUAAGCAACUCUCACAAUCAAGCAAAAAAGGAUGCCACGAGUCAACCUCCGCUGAAUUGAGUCAAAAACAGAAUGAGUUGGAGCAACAGCCCAUCAUCAACUGGGGUGCCCCAAAGGAUUGGGAUCCACAAGAUUAUGCAGAAGCAACGCCCACUCACCACACAAGAACACAGCCCAAGGAGCAGAACCUCCCUUUUGCUGUACCUCUCACCCCUGCUACAGACAGAGCAGGAAAGUUACCCAUGCAGAGUGAGACAACAAGAGAUCCCAGUCAUGUAGUAGUGGUGUCUCCAAAGAAAGAGAAGCAUGGAGAGACAUAUGCUAAGAAAAAAAGCAGAAAGGAGAGUAAAAAGAAAAAGAGGCAAUCUGUGAGUGACAGUGAGGCUAUCAGUGACAUAGUGAGCCGCACAGUGGAGGAAUGUGAGCGAAAAGUGAAGUCUUCCAGUGUAUCAGUGGAAAGUUUAUCAUCACUGUCAUCAUAUUCCUGCAGUUCAUCCGAUGCUGAGUCAAGGAGCAGCUUGAGUCAGUCUGAGUCUCUCAGCUCUGGUCUAGACUUGACUCCAAAAGAGAGGGCAGUGGCACUGGGCCAACUAGCACAGAAGCUGACAAGUAGAGUCACUCAGGAAGCAGGAAGUCUCAGUCAAAGAGGAAAACACAAGGAAGAUGUACCUGACGUGUCACAAAAGAUGAUGUCCUCAAACAAGGCAAAGCAAGCUAAAAGAGGACCUCAUGCUACAGGUGCUAAUAUUUUGAGUGAUCCAAGAGCUUCCCUUUCUCUCUCACAGAUAGAAACAAUGUCUGUGGAGGAACUGAUUGCCAAGAUGACUGCAAUGCUGCCAAAUAAAUCAGUAAGUGAAAGAAGGUCAAAUCCACCUCAGAAUGAUCCACAGAACAAAAGCAUCAACAUAUAUGAAAGACUGAAUUUGGAACACAGUGAUCAGACACAAAAUAAAACUGAAGAUUUAACAAGGAGACAGUCCCAAGAUGUUCCCAUGAGAGAAAGUUUGCAGAGGGUGUUAACAGAGCAGCUGCCUAAUCUAGUUGUCCCAGAUGUCCCCAAGCUGAAAUUAUCAAAUGCAGAGAAAAAACUCCAGGAGUCAUGGGAGAUUGCUCAAGAGGAUCUAUCCACACUACCUGGACACAAUAUUGUGAAGAGUGUGCAGGACCUCAAGUCACUGCCAGAUGAAGGAAAACAAGUAUAUCUGAAAAUGACACCUUCCCACAAACUGCAACAUGCACAUUUGUUCCCUCAGUCAGAGAGCCAUUUGGCAGGAAAGCAGCACUGCCAGUCACAAAUACUCAGACCACACAAAAAUUAUGUAACCACCCCCAGGCAUAAGUAUGUUCAUGCUGCUCUAGUCAUCCAGGCUGCCUAUAGAGGCUAUCGAGUAAGAAAAAUUACAAAUUCAUUGCUCAACAGACAGAUGCUAAAUAAAAAGAAUACCAGUGAAGUCAAAUAUUCUAAAGGACCAUCCAACACUACCGAGGUCAGUGUUGGCCCAAAGAAUAAAAAAUUCUUCAGGAACAAUGACAGAGUGAUUGAAGGAGGCACUGAAACAAGUCAGGAAGUGCAGUCAAAGACAGGCAAAGAACAAGAUAGAAUUUGGCAGAAACUCCAGUCAAAGCCAGCACAAAGAUCUUUUAAACCUCAUGAAGAGUCAUAUUAUGUUUCCCAAAGGUCAGACUUACCAGAAUGGAUUAAACCAUAUUUUGUGCUCACUGAAACUGGAGAUGUAAAGAACUUCCUUGAAACAAACAUAAAUAGGCCACAAACAGGCAUGGGUGCCGAGGCUGAGAAAAGAGGGGGCAGCAGUAUGAUUAGCCAGAGCCCUGAAUGUGCUAGCGAUGUUGUGAUCCACCCUCGCUUGAUUUCAGAAAAGUCUGUGCAUGAUGUCACUUUAACAGAAGGACCUUUGUCAGAUAUAGAAAUGGAAUCCAUAUUUUGUUUUGAUAAGGAGACCCAGACCAGCUAUAACAAAUAUUUAGAUACCAAGGACAAGAAGUCUGAACAGGGAAUGCAAGAAUUUAUUGAUUUAAAAAAGUUAUCAAAACGGAAAGGUCAAACAAUUCAAGGAGGGAGUGUUGAGGGCCAUGAAGCAGAGUCAUAUGAAACUUCCUCAAGAAGGGCUUUGAAUUCCUCACAGUUAGGUUUGUCACAGAAAGAGCAUGAAGCGACACUAGAAGAAGGCCCAUUGGAGGAAAUGCUGGGAGAACAGACUUCUUUACAGUUAACAGAAAAUGAAACUCUUGAAUCAGGAAGCACUGAACCUAAUGUCAGUAUUGAAGAAGGACCCAUUUUUGAAACCUCUGGAAUUCUAGAUACAUCAAAUGUCAGUAGUUCUAUUGCAGUUGAAGAAGCAUCUGCCCCUCAUGAAUUGUUAGGGGAGGGAGUACAUCUUGGCCCAGCAAGUCUCAGAUUAAGACUCAAUGCUGAGCUUAUGUAUCAGGAUACAUUAGGCAAAGCUCUAAACCACCUCCACAGUGUAAAGCAACUCAACAUUCUUAAUCGAAGCAGACAGGAAGCAAUGGCCUUGUCUCAAUCUUUAGCUCUACAGCAACAAAAAAUAGAAGCAACCACACAAAGGGAAAAUGAAAAUGACCUGAAAAUACAGGAAGAGAAAACGAAAAGAGAGGAUUACGAGGGACGAUUAAAAGAAAGGUUGAAGCAACAAGAGGAAGCAUUGCAGAAGGUUGAGAAGAUAGAGAAAGAAGCCAGAAGUCGCUUUGCGGAGUUAGAAAGAGAAGUUCGCUCAAAGGCUGAACAGGCGAUUGCUCAGGUUGCAGAAAGAGUCCCUCAGCCAAACAUUGCCCAGUCCGAUGUCAUAGCCGCUGCUGCUGUGGCUGCUGUGGGAGCAACAAUAUCACAGUGGAAGCAGCUGAGACCAGCGCGAGGUCAUGAUUCACACGGCUCCAUCACUCUCAGCGAUGGCUCACUUUCUCCAAAAAUUAGUUCAGACCACAUUGAUGCUUCUUCUUCAAGGCCAUUAAGUGACAAAUCUCAUUCUAAAAUUUACAGUGCAAGAUCUUUGUCCAGAGAACAUAGGUCCACUAGUGAGAUGCCAUCAUCAUAUGUUUCUGAAAGAUUAGAUAACAGUUUGUCAAAGAGUUCAGUAGCCGAAGAACUACCAUCAGCUGAGUCCGCAAACAAAACCUCAGAGGUGCCAGAAGUUAUCUCUGAUGUUAAAAGUAGUGUAAAUUCUGUACCAGAAAAUAUUGAAAGCAUUGAGAGUUCUAUUCCUGCUCUGAGUGUGAAUGAAUCCUCCGUCAAGAGUAGCGGUAAUGGUUUUAAAACCAUUAAUACUGUCUCCAUUUCACAAGGUACAUCUGUAUCAGAAAAGGUAGACAGUGGUUCUAGCUCUAAAACUAAGGUCAGUUCAGGGGAAGUAGCAUCAGCUUCUAAUUUAGUGUCUGGAGAUGCUUCAUCAGUCGAAAAUUCAGGGACAGUGACAGAAGCCAUAUCAAAGGAUGACUCCUCUGGGGUCACCAAAAGUAGUGAGGCUGAAACUGUGUCAAAUGCUUUGCUUCAAUCCCCAUCACAAAAAAGUUUCAGCUCCAAAGACCACAAGAAAUUUCAAGGAAAUGAAAUUGCACCUUCAAAAAGGACCCAAGGAUCCCCUCUCAAGAGUUCAUUGAAAUCUAAAGUAAAAGAAAGAAAAAGGGAAGAAAGAGAUGCAUCUGACAUUUAUUCAGAGUCUUUUGAGGUUGACUCUGAGAGUGAAGAUUCAAAUUCCUCUCAGUUGCAAAGUCAGGACCAAGGAACACAUGGAGACUUGGCUCUUGUGGUGUCAUCUGGCAGCAUCUUGAAUGACCUGGGCUACAAACCCUCCACACAUGCUGGUGUGGGAGUGUCUGCAUCAAUGCCGGGGGUUGGGGGAGAGGGUGCCCUGAGUGUGACGGUCAGUGUUGUCGAGUCUUUGCUCAAAGAAGAAGAGGUUCAUCACCAGCAUCAGAAAACCCUCCUGAAGCUUCAGGAACAGUCCUUGGUGGAGGAGGCCAAGUGGAAGCUAGCCACCCUUCAGUCUGAGGGAGGGCCAGGUAUGCGGCGGCGGCAAAGGGCCAUUGUGCUGCAGCUUCGGGAACAGAAGGCACACCUCAAACGCCUCAGAGAAACACAAAGCAUUGGGGCACAGCAGAGACGACUCAUGCUCCUGCAGCUUCAUCACCUCCUUGCUUCAACCUCAAGCUUAUCAGGAUAUAGUUCCAGAGGUUAUCUAACUGCACCAAGAGGACAUUCUCCUAACCCAGCAUCACCACGACUCACUCCUAGAUUGAUGGAAAUGCUCAGCUCCUCCUCCAGUGACGCUCCAGAUGAUGUGACUUUCAGCCUACUCAUGCGAGGACGAGACUCUGACUCCAGCAGCCCUUCAGAAGGUGGUGGUCGUGAAAAAAGGAGAUGUCAUUCAGAAGACAGAUUAAAAAUUAGUUCUGGGAGACAUCAUGAAAAGAGGAGGACUGCUGAAAUUGAGGCUUUACAGCAGCAAAUAUUACAAGAGGAUAAGGAAAUUCUUCGUCUUAAGUCUAAAUCCCCAUAUGACAUUCAUGACAAAGAUUCUGUGAAACCAAAGAGAAAGGGAGAUUUCAUCAGCAAGAGAUCUCGAGACAAAAAGGAAAAAUGCUCAGGUUCAGUUUCUCCUCUUUCAGUUCUUGUCCAUGGAAGUAAAACCCUAGUAGAUAAUUCUGUGCCAGCAGAGAAUGUACCUGGUGCAACUCAUGACAGCCAGAGUUCCCUUCCUGAAGAAGGAGGGAGUGAGACAGUUUCCCAUAGUGAUGCUGCAUCAUCUGUGUCAGAACAAGAGGGACUUUCAUCCACCAGCCAUAGAACAGGAAGCUCUAAGUCUAAAGAAGUUAGUCAUUCAAAGAGGGUGCCAUCCUAUGCAGUAAGUGAAAGGGAAACCAGGGAAGCACGUACCUCUAAACCCAAAAUGAUAUCCAGGGAAUUUGAACCUAAGGACAUACAAGAGGAGUAUUCAGACUCAAAAGUCAGUGAACAGAGUAGUUCUGCUAAAACCAUUAGUAGUGAGGAAACUGAAAGAUCUAUAGAAGAGAGAUACAAUCAUGAUAAUAGUGACAGGAUAUCCAAAUCUCUUGGAGAGUUGACGCCUGUUGAGUCUGAAGUACAUGAUAAAAGUUCAAAAUCUCAAGAAUCAUCCACAAGAACUAAGCCUAGUACUAGUGGGUCUGUUAAAUCUACUUGGAGCAAACCAGAAUCUGUAAUUCCAGAGGACAUCACAGAUGGUUCCAAAACAAGGACCACUAACAGUUCUUCAAGGCAUAGCAUUGACAAAAGAGCAGACUCUGAGGAAAGGUCCAGUGACAGUAAGUCAGCUGAGGGCAAGUCAUCCAGUCAGAAGUCAUCUGCCAGAGGUCUCCCCUUGCCCCUGAAGGUACCCCUGUCUCCCAGGUCAUUGCACCGGCAGCAUAGACGUUACUCCAGUGAGUCAGAUGACUCCUUCACAUUAUCCCAAACAGAGACAGCUUCUGACAUUUCAGAUGGAGAGGGUAAGCUCUUUGCUCUCAAGGAAGAACUGGCUGUGCGGCGGGCUGAAGCUGAACGCCUGAAGAAAGAGAAGAGGAGGCUGCGUCGAGAACGUUUGGCCUCACAGGAAAGAUCACUUAGACAACAAAUUUCUACCUAUGAUGCUUACAUACAGCAUGCCCGCAUGGAACUGGAGAAAGAGUCCAAAGAGUUACAACAAGUAUCAAUGGUGAGGCCCCUCAUUAAGAAACCUCAAGUGGCAGAAACUAAGAAGUCAAAACUUUCAGAAUCAAUAACAAGCCCAGAGAAAUCCGAUGUUUCAGAUGUUUCCUUAGUCUCGGAAAGUUCAAAAUCAGAUCAGUCUAGUAUGUCAAGGCUGCAGGAAACCAGCAUAAAGGAAAGGGGUCAUGCCAAACCGCAAGAGUCUCAUCUUAAGAAAGACCAAGAUAUGGUUUCUUCUAGUUCUGGUAAGGAUGAGGAGACUGAAGAGAAACUUUCAUCCAGCAAGGAGGUGACAGUGUCAGAAAUUGCUAAGUCUCAGAGAGAAGAUGAAUCAGAAAAGACAUCUCGCUCUUCUUCAAUAUCAGAAAGUUUAAAUGAAGAAUCAAUUUCAGAGCAUCUUCAAGAUCACUCCUCCAAAACAUCUCUGUCACAAGAAUCUAGUGCUGAGAGUGAUCACACUAAUUCUCAGGCUUCCAGCACAGAGACCAUAGUUCAUAGUCCUCAGAAGCUUGAUCCAUCUCAGAAAGAUGAGGUUGGUGUCUCCGUCAGUGAAGUUAAUGCAGCUCUGCUAGAAGUUAUUAAGGAUAAUGAGAAAGACCGUCAUGCCAGCAUCAGCAAACCAGGUGCAAGUGACGCCAGUACCAGAGUCGAGGGUGAGAAGCUGGAAAUAUUUAUACCAACAUCAGGCUUCAAAUUUUCUGAGGCAGAGGAGUUGGCUGAAGGAAAUACAAACACAAGUGCAGAGCAAAGUAUAUGUGAAGAAGUAUUUGAUGACAAUUUUAAAGAAACUGAAAUUGAGAAUAGCUCACAAGAGACAAGUUCCCAUAACUUACGGCACCCAGUAACUACUGAGGAUAAGAUUCAUGAAGAAGCUGUUGAAAGUAACUCUUCUGUUUCUGAAAAUAAGGAAGUUUCCUUGAAACCUGAACCAGCACUGGAAACAAACAUCUCAGCAAAUCUUUCCUUUGAAGCAAAAGAAAUCUCUCCUGAAACUGAGAGCAAAGUGCAUCCACCCACCCUUGACCGGCAGAAAUUUGUUGAUGACAUUUCUAAUAACAUGCUUGCCAUCAUGAUCAAGGAUACCAGCCAACUUUUUACAAACAUUGUAAAAGACAAGGUUAACCUUUCCAAAGCAUCUGAAGUUCUGAGUCAUGUUGAAGCUGCCAAGGAGUCCCAAGUACCAGAACUAAGAGGUGAGGCCUCAGAACCCCUAGAUGAUGCUGGCUUACAAGGCCAGGCUUCCUGUUCCACAGUGCCAGAAGAAAAGGCCAGCAGCAGCAAAACAAGCUCCAGCAACAAGUCACAGAUCUUGCAACGAGUGAAUGAGCUGAUUGGUGAAAGUGUGCCAGCAUCCCCACGCCUCACCUCCCUCACCUCCCCGAGAUCAGGAGACGUGCAGUUGACUUUUGAUCUUAGUCCUGAAGCCUCCCCAUCAGUCUCUCCUACCAGAGCAAAGGCAACUAAGGUUGAGGAAGACAGAGAAGUGGAGGUGUCUAAGGCUGCACCGUCACUCCUCCCUGGUGAACGGGCCACAGCCUCAGGGGAGGAGGAGGAGGAGGAUGACUCCCUCUCUCCAAGCCAUGACGUUGUGAAGGCAGAGGAGUACAAACUAGAUACAGAGACCCUGACAACUCGGCUGCUUAAUCUAGCAUCAGCUCCUGAGUUAGAUCUUGAGGUUCGGCUUAGCCAGCUGAAUGAGGACACAGAAUUCUCUGUUGAGGGGAUUGAGGGAGACUGGUUUGAUGAUGACUUCUGGACAUCCUCAGACAACAGAAAAAAACAGCAGCAAUUGAAAGCUGAGGAAGAGAGAAUCACAGCAGAGAUUGCACGAUUGGAGGAACUUCAGCACCUUCAGCAGAAAUACCCUGGCCUGGUGAUUCGUGAGGUUCCAAACAAGCCUCCACCUCCUUACACCCCUCCUCAAGUCACCUCUCCACCUUCCCCGGGUUCCUCUCCCGCCCCAGCCAGACCCCCAGCAUACACCAAUCCCCCAACCAGCCCUGUCCUACCAGAGGCACAACCCAUGAGUCCUACACACUCUUCCAGCAUCUCUCACCGACUUAGUAAGGCAGAUCAGCGGAAGUUGGCCGCUCACAUCACUCAGGUUGUGCCCAUCACUGAAGAGGAAGCGCUGCCCAUUAUUGAUAGUGCUCUUGAUACUCUUUAUGAGGCAUGGCAAAACAGCAUUGACCCUGGAGACAUCCCUCCCCCACCACACACCACUCUUGCAAAGGCCUUCUCAUUAAGCAGCUUUAAUGAUGAAGACAUGCAUGAAGAUGAGAAGACUAGCAGCAGGGCUUUCCACCUCCUGCUGUUCUGUUUGGCCCGGGAGCAGCUGAGUGUGCCUUACAAGUUGCAGCACGCCCCCCAGCCCCCUCCUUGGAUGAAACAAGUGCUGCCCCAGACCCGUAUGCUGGGGAUGGUGCACAAUAAGUCACGGGCUGGGCUGUUCUCACAUGUCCGGGAGCAGGUGAAGGUGUUGUUUGGGUGGAAGCCUCCCCUGCAGAAGGAGUCCCUCAUGAUCAGAUGGGCGCAGAAGCACCGGGAUCUUGUAGAUCAGGUUUUGGUGAAAGAGCUACAGGCAGAAGAAGCCAGCUGGACUAACUAUGAUGAAGAUGAGGCAGCUGUCAAAACCAAAGUUGCCAGUGAGAUCCUUGACACUUUGCUCUCAGAAACUGUCAGCCUGGUAUCAAGCAUCUUAGUCAAGAAGUUGGGAUACAUUGCUCACUAGAUUGUGGAUAUAAGCACUCAUAAAUGUUUUAUUAUUUAUUUUAGUGUUGACUUAGAAAUCUGUUACUGGUUGCUGUGCCAUGUGGUGAACAGGGGAAUUCAGGGUAUUGCUCUGUGGGUGUGCAGUCUGCUAGUUGCAUCAAGAACAAGUUGAUUGCUGCCUAAAACUCAUUGGUUCUGGAAUUCCAACUCAUUCACCAGAUUUUCAAUACCUAGUGAUAUCUUCAGUGCCAGACUAUGUCCUGUAAAAAGGAUGCAUGUUGUUUGUGAUAAUAAUUUUACAGCACUAAUAGCUUGCUUUAGGCGGUAAAGUAUGAAAAGUUUGCUCUUUCUUAAAACGUCAUGUAUGAAUGAGUUGUGUUCACUAGAUGUUUAGUAAUUUUCAUGCCACACAAAUACUAGGGUAAGAAAACAUUUUAUCAUAAAUUAAGUCAUGUCUGGUUAUGUGGAUUUGAAUACUGAUAGGUUUAAGUUCCUUUUUAUACUUUCUUUACAUGUAUAUAGUUGUGAAAAAAAAUAUUUAUUUCGGGGA